GAGUACAUAGUUUGUAAAAUGAAGUUUGCUUCACUUCAGAUCUCCGUUCGACCGCAUCAACAUCUAUUCUUCUAGAAUUUUAUAUUUUUCCAUUUAGUCUAAAUCAUAUUUACUAGAUAAAUAUUUACUAAAUUUUGUUAUGGAUAAGAGAACCGCAACCUUGUUGCCAUAUAUUGUGGGUUUGAUAAGUCGCCAACCCGAACUUCGUGUGUCCAGGGACUACAUCAUUAAGCAUAUCCAAGAUGCAGUGAUGCACGAGCAUGUGUCUCCCUUUGGGUCUCUUAAAAACGCUGUAGACUUCGCUAUCGGAGUGGGGCAGACGACUAAAGUACUUACCCUUGUCGAUGAAGAAGUGACUUCUAUAGGACGUAUUCAAUUUGGACGACCGGUCUCCAAUGAAUUGCCUCCCGAAGCAAUGGUUACUCCUUCUCAGGCCCGAAAAUUCAUCAAGAAGAGGAUGCCAAGAUCGCGGGCCACGAGUUCUCCAACCCGAAAAGCCAAUGCACGCCUAGCCGUCGACAAGAACAAGGGAGGAUGUGUAGCGAAGGCUCCCAAGCGCCCACGCUAG
Drosophila bipectinata is the source of this 568-nucleotide messenger RNA. RefSeq lists its product as uncharacterized. Lineage: Eukaryota; Metazoa; Arthropoda; Insecta; Diptera; Drosophilidae. The record is from RefSeq and is a predicted model, not a curated record.